CAGACACCUCAGCCUGAAUGACUGCUUGCCUGCACGGAGGGUCCUGCUCACCUGCCUGCAUCAGAACCAUGUGUGAUCAGCAGCAGAUUCAGUAUUGCCUGCCACUUCCCCGCAACUGCUGCGUGAAGAGUUCCUCCUUCUGUCCCUCCCAAGCCCCCUGUGCCAAGAGCCAGCUGUUGGUCCAAGUCCCUUGUGAGGUGCAAAUUGUGGAUUGCCCCACACCAUGCCCAGCUCAAGUUUCCCAGGUGAAGUGCCAGGCUGCAUGCCAGCCUGAGACCACCCAGGCUCCGUGCCAGGCUCCGUGCCAGUCUAAGACCAAACAGGUGAAGUGCCAGGCACCAUGCCAGCCUGAGACUGCCCUGGUGAAGUGCCAGGCACCAUGCCAGUCUAAGACCACCCAGGUGAAGGGCCAGGCUCCAUGCCAGUCUGAGGUUUCCUAUGUGCAGUGUGAAGACCCAUGCCCUAUUCAGACCUGCUGUGUAGAAUGUCCUCCAGUUUGUUGUACAGAAACUUGUUAUCUGGAAGGCCCAGUCCAGUCCUAUAUACCCUGUCUAGUUCCUCAGCCUGUCCAGACUUACGUAGCGAGUCCCCCGGUGUACCAGACUGAGGAAAGAUUCUCCACCCAAGGCCAAUAUCAGGGCUCCUACAGCAGCUGUGCCCCCCAGCGUCAGUCCCGGCCUUCAUUUAGCACUUAUGAACCCCAAUACCCGACCCGGGGCUCUUAUGGGAGCUUCACCACGCAGCCUCGCUCUCAGAGCACCAGCAGAUGCCUCCCUCCUCGCCAGCAGCAGCCUUCUUACCGCAGCUGUUCCCCACCACGAUGUUCUGAGCCCUACUACACCAGCUGCCUGCCAUCAAGACACUCUUCAGGUUCCUAUAACUACUGCACCCCACCCCGCCGCUCUGAGCCCAUCCAUCACAGUGACUGUCCUCGGGGUCCCUCUUCAGGCGGCUCUCAGAGAUGUGGACCCAAGUGCCGAAUAGAGAUUUCCUCCCCCUGCUGCCCCAAGCAGGUUCCUCCCCAGAAGUGUUCUGUUCAGAUUCCUCCCAUCAGACGCUGCUCUGAGAAUUGUACGCCACAACCCUCCUGGGGUACAUCCUGCCCAGAGCUGAGGCCACGUGUAGAGCCACGUCCACUCCCAAGCUUCCGUCCACCCCGGCGUCUGGACCAACGUCCAGAGCCAUCAGUGCCACAAAGUACACUUCCUGCCCCACGUCCUUGUCCACGUCCAGAACCAUGCACAAGUCCAGAACCACGCCCGUGUCCUCCACCAUGGCGAUUUUCGGAACCCUGUCUGUGUCCGGAACCACGUCCAGCCCCAUGUCCUCGCCCAGUGCAGCGUGAGCUUCCAGAGCUACAUCCACGUCCGCAGCCCUAUGAGCGCCCAGAACCUUGUCUACUUCCAGAGCCGAUUCCCCUUCCAGUACGCUGCCCAAGCCCAGAGCCACGUGUGGAGCCUCUGAGCCGACCCAUCCCAUACUCGGGCCUAAAUCCAAUUCCGUGCCCAGGCUUCUGUGAGUCCAGUCCACACCACCUGGACACUGAGGCCCCCAGGUGUGGCCCAGCUGAUUAUGACCAGUAGUGAGAGAGUGGUGCUAGCUGUGGACAUUGUGAUGUGUUUCCAGAGCUGUGGGGUCCGGGUGGUUGUGGAGACCAAGGAGGCACUUAUGCUGGAGUAAAAGGUGGGGCCCAUGCUGGAGCAAAGGGUACCUAUUUUAAAGGAAAUGUGGCUGAGACAUCUCUGUCUCCAACCCUGAAAAUAUUGCUCCUCCUUUCCCAGCAGCUGCAAUUUCCAAUAUGUUCUUGUUUGCAUCUGUCCAAUGACAUUCAGAGGCUCCCUGCUGCACAGGUGAUGUCCAAAUUCCUUUGCAUGUCAUCUCAGGAUCCACACCCAGGUCUCAGACUCCUCUCCAGUCUCACCUCUGACUCCUCCUCUGUACACAGUUCUAGCCAGACCACUCUGGCCACAGGGCACAUCUUGGGUGUUCCUCAAGACAUACCUUAGGUGUCCCUGCCUCCAAACCUCUGCUUAUUCUUUCUUCUCUGCCUGGACCACUUCUCUGCUACUUCCAGCAUCUGAAAUCCAACCCAUCUUUCAAGACCUCUUCCUUGUAGCCUCUUCUGCUUCCUCCUGCCCAUAGAAGCCUGCACUGACUUCCUAGAACUCAUUGCAUUGUCCACACAACCCAUUUGGCAACUGCCUUGCAACAUGUCCUGAAUUAUUUUUUCAUUUUUCAGGUGUGUCUGUCUUACCUGUCCAACUAGUUUGUAAACUCCCAUUUGAGUGGAGUCAGAAUAUCCCUAAAGUCUCAUGUUUCUCCUGUGGCAGACAGCUGCUCAGCAAGGAUUGUGGGUUAGCAGCUUGAGCCAUGAUCUCUCUCAAUGGGCAACCCCAGGAUGGGGGACAAAAGGAGGACAUGCAACAAUAAAGAUGAUGAUACCCUCAUA
This is a messenger RNA of Ceratotherium simum simum (southern white rhinoceros), 2449 nucleotides long. RefSeq names its product keratinocyte proline rich protein (gene KPRP). Lineage: Eukaryota; Metazoa; Chordata; Mammalia; Perissodactyla; Rhinocerotidae. The record is from RefSeq and is a predicted model, not a curated record.